Molecule: messenger RNA, 1647 nt
Organism: Dendronephthya gigantea
Lineage: Eukaryota; Metazoa; Cnidaria; Anthozoa; Malacalcyonacea; Nephtheidae
Product: fibronectin type III domain-containing protein-like
Exons: 10
Molecular function (GO): protein binding
Source: RefSeq, a predicted model, not a curated record
UUGAAAUGCGAAGCUGAAGGUGACAAAGACAGUUCCUUUAGGGCCACAAUCAAAUACAAGUGGAAGUACAAUGAUAAAGAUAUUGAACUCAAUGAUACCAUUGUUUGGUCUGAUGACGCUCAUUCCUUAGUUUUUCUCAAUGCGCAGGUUCGUCAGAGUGGAACGUAUACAUGUAUAGCAUAUAUCGACAAGCCAUCUUAUGCUGAAAAAAGAAGCUCUGCGAAAGUUGUUAUACGAGGUCCGCCUGAGGCACCGAAUAAAGUGCAAAUCGAAGGAGACUGCAGCAAAUUCUCCGCGAAGUUAACAUGGAAUAUACCGGGCAACAACUAUGAUCCAAUCAAACACUUCAUCAUAGAGACAGCAACCACUUAUGAUACGGAGUGGCAUAAAAAUGAAAGCGACCAUAUCGAUCCAAAGUUGAAAGAAAAAACGAUUAAAGGUCUCUCGCCCUGGACCUCUUACCGAUUUCGUGUUCUAGCGUUUAAUGCAAUUGGCCAAAGUGAUCCAAGUGAACCUACGCAAUUAGAGAAGUGCAAAACCCCACAGAAAGCACCAUUCAUUUGUCCUGCGGUUGAAGCUAUACCAGGAAAAGCGAACGAAUUGACCUUGAAAUGGAAGGAAAUUAAAUUAAUUGAACGAAACGGUGAAUCUUUUCGCUACCUGCUGCAGUAUUGGCCAGAUGCAUCACCUGAAAAACGUCGGAACAAAACUUUCAAUCCCGUCCAAUUAGAAUUUGAAGUUCCUAAUGCUGGGUAUUAUCAACUGUGGAAGUUUCAGAUUCAAGGAGUAAACAAAGUCGGCGCUGGACCAUACUGUACCGGGCAAUCUCGUUCUGGACAAAAUGCUCCAACAGUUGCUCCUACUAAACUAACUGUGACGGAGUCUGGCGCCACAUAUAUUGUAUUGGAGUGGGAAGCAAUUUCAUUAGAGAGAGGAAGUGUCGAUGGUUAUCAUGUACAUUCGCGGCGAUCUAUUACCGCAAAUGAUUGUGAUCGAAAGAGUUCUUGUGUGCGCAAUGUUAUUGGCGGUGAAACGAAAAGUACUCGCCUAGACGGUCUUCUCGCAUACACAAACUAUCGAAUCUCUAUAUACGGUUAUAACAGCGGGGGCAGUGGCCCAGAAGCCAGUACAUCUUACAAAACAGACCCAGACUUGCCAGGUAUCCCGGAAGUCACAGUUAAAUCAUUUGCGAAAUUUAUCACAGUUUUUUGGAAUGAACCUAAACAGCCCAAUGGCGAGAUUACUGGAUAUGAGGUAGAAAUUGGUAAGGACGCUGAACCCAAGGUCGUAACUCUUGGUCCGACUUCUAAGGAGCACACGUUCGGUGGAUUGGAACCAAACAAAAGUUAUGUUGUAUCUGUUCGAGCAAAGACUGCCGCUGGAUUUGGGCUGAGAAAAAGAUACCAUGUUCAAACCAAGUUACCUAUACCAAAAGCUCAAAACAGUCCAAUUUACAAACGUUCAUGGUUCGUGGCGAUAGUGGUUAUUGUCUGUCUACUCCUCAUUUUAUUUCUCAUUGCUUUACUAAUCACAAGGAAGAGAGGUGAGAGGUAUCCUGUUGGUAAACGUGAGAAAAAGAGAGAUGGAAUUCCGGACGUUGGCGAAGAACCAGAUUACAACAUGUAUCCGAUGAAUCCAGCAAAGUAG